This is a messenger RNA of Bathycoccus prasinos, 1305 nucleotides long. RefSeq lists its product with no specific name. Gene Ontology annotation, molecular function: rRNA (uridine-N3-)-methyltransferase activity. The record is from RefSeq and is a predicted model, not a curated record. The transcript has a single exon. Gene Ontology annotation, biological process: rRNA base methylation. The coding region runs from base 1 to 1305 and encodes 434 amino acids. Lineage: Eukaryota; Viridiplantae; Chlorophyta; Mamiellophyceae; Mamiellales; Bathycoccaceae. Gene Ontology annotation, cellular component: cytoplasm.
AUGAGCUCUCUAGAGAGAAGGAGGGAGAAAAAGCUGCUUUUCGUCUCUCCUUUUCUCGGAUUAAAAAUACACCGACGAAAGAAAGCUUUAUAUCAGAGAUACAAAGCCUUUCUUUAUGCGGCGGGAGACAACGACGACGAUGCGAGACAACUCGCAACAACAAAGAAACAGACGAAGAAACGAACAACUGUGGAGGAUCUUCGCCAUUCUGUAUCUUUUUGUUCCGUGCGGGUGUUGCACCACAUCUGCGGUUCUUUCUGCGCUUUUCCUUUUCGUCUUUUUUUCUCCGAGCUCGUCGUUUCUCCAUUUGUGUCUCGUGCUUUUGGCGUUGUUUGCCCCACCGGUCGUUCUAAAGACGGACUUCUUCUCGGGGAAAAGAAUAUGGCGAAGAAAGGCCGAGCGGCGCGGAUCCUGAACACGCUGCACAAAGUCAACGGGACGAAACAAUCCGAAGCUUUGAAACGGAGGGAGAGGAAACGACCGUCGAAAGAGUUCGGGAAUUUUGCAGGGGAGACGAACACCACGUUGACGACUAAUGGAAAACUGUCCGAGUGGAAGAAAAAAAAGCAAAAACAGAGAGAUAUGAACGAGGCGAAAGAACCGCACGACGGAGCAAUGCACGCGUUAGUAUUCGGAGACGGAGAUUUUAGCUUCAGCGUGGCGUUGGUCACGAUAGCAAACGGUGACGGAGGGAAUUUAGUGUGCACCGGGUUGGAAAAGAACGUGGACGAGAAAACGAAAGAUUUGGUGGAGUGUUUGCUCGAUUCCGGAGCGCGAGUCGCGCACGGCGUGGACGUGUCGAAGAGGUUUGACGAAGAUGUAGGCGCUGGUUUGUUCGAGAGUAAUAGUAGCAAUAGUAAUAAGAAGAAAAAAAUGGACCGGGUGUAUUUCAAUUUCCCGGAUUGCGGGUUCGGAGCCAUGGCGUCGCUCGCGCCUACGAGAAUAGCCAACGAGCGCUUGUUAGAACACCUCUUCGAGAGAAGUUCGGAACAUUUGAAAGUGAAAGGAGAAUUACGCGUGACCUGUUUUGACGACGCAUACGCGGCGGCGAUACCGACCGAGGCGUGCGAGAAGCUCGCGUUCGUGAAGGAAAAAGAACGGUUUCGAUUGAAAGCGAAAGUACCGUUCGUUUGGAGAGAGUUCCCGGGAUACGAAUACAAAAAAAACACGCGAGACGACGACGACGACGAAGAAACAGAAAUGCGAGCGGCAGAAUUAAAAGAAGAAGCUCGUCGUCAUAGUUUUGACGACGCGGAGAGUAAAAAAGCCACCACUUUGGUGUUUGAAUAUUUAGGAAACAACUAG